CAUAUUGAGCCAACCUGCGGCUGGAUUUCUAGAAGAUCCGUUCGUGGCUGAAGAAUCCGAUUCCAGUAGCAAUAUUUCUGAUACGAUAACCAGAGGCGUUCUGGACGCUUUGUACAACUGUUAAUAGUAAUCCGAAUAUCGAUAAAAUGGCGUCCCUAGUAAGAAGACAACAGAUAACUGUCUUUUGCACAGCUUGGAUUAGUUAUUCUGUGGUAUAUUUUUUGAGGAAGCCCAUAGGGAUUAUCAAACCAAGUUUAGAGUCUGAAUUUCAGUUAUCUAAACAAAGCUUGGGAUGGUUAGAUGUUGCGUUUCUUUUGCCGUAUGCUACCAUUCAAGUUGUUGGGAGUCAGGUUGGAGACCGAUUUGGACCCAGAUUGACAGUUGCACUCUGUCUCUCAAUCUCAGGAACGGCCAUGUUCACCUUCGGAAUCUGGAGUUCAUACAUAAUGCUUCUAGUCGUUUUGUGUUUCAAUGGUUUAGCACAGGGCCCAUGUUGGCCGGCAUUUUGUAAAGCCGUCUGCGCGUGGUAUCCAAAUGAGAAACUUAAUUCAGUUGUUGGAUUCUUGUCCACUUCAGUUUUUGUGGGUGGGGCCCUUGGAACGGCGAUAGCUGUCCAUCUUCAAUCUAUAUACGGUUGGCGAAUGGUAUUUCUGCCUGCUUCACUAGUAGCAGUUGCACUUGGGCUUGUGAAUUACUGCGUUAUGCUUACACCUCAAGAGAAACACUUAUCAGUUCCUGGCAAAGAGGUCGUCAUCAACCCAAUUAAAAUUGGUGACGACAUGCGACACCGUAUGACGUGUUGGCAACUUUGGAAAAUUCCAGCUGUACCUGAAGUGACGGCAACGGUGCUGUGCCUGAAGGUGGUUCGUUACUGCAUGUUUAUGUGGCUACCAAUGUACCUUGUUCACUACUUACAGUAUUCCGUUGCUCAAGCUGGACUAUUCUCCACUAUUUUUGAUGUUGGUGGAAGCAUGGGAAGUCCAUUAUUGGGGCUGAUUCUUGACAGAAAAUUCAAAAAGAACACAUUGCUAGGAAUGUGGCUCUGUGUGACCGUGAGCUCAAUUAGUAUGGCGUUAUUCGCAAUGACGGCUAGACUGGGGUUUCUUCACAACGCAUUGUUCAUGUUCAUAGCUGGAGCCACAAACGGCGGAGCUGAUUCAUUGCUAGCCGGAUCUGUUUCAAUGAAAAUGGGCGAGGCAAAUGGAAUGAUGUCCGGUGCUGCACUGACUGGACUGAUAAAUGGGGUUGGAACAAUGGGCGCAGUUUUGGAAGGUCCCGUUGUUGGUUUUGUAAGCGACAACUAUGGAUGGGCAGCAAUGCUGCUGAUGAUGAUUUUCCUUUCUGCUUUAUCGAGUUUGACGAUUUUUCGAGCUAUGGUUAUUCAGCGAAGAGUGGACCGACUUAGUGGGGGGUCUUAUGAAGACAAAGCACCACUUUUAGCAUAGUAUGCAUACACAGUCUCAUAAAUAUUUUAGUUUAAACAAUAGUUUAAACUUUAAACUAAACCUUCUAUGCCUUGUAUGUGUUGUACGCUAAAUGAUUUUAGUCUAUAUAUUUGUUUUGUGAUGUUCCUUCUUGUGGUACUUUGUCGCUACUGAUAUUUAUUAUAAUUUCCUCAAAAACGAUUAUGUUGUAUUAGACAUUUAACUGAUAAUAAUUUGUGCUAGAUCAUGAUAAUGUCCUAUUAAUAGUUAACGAUCUUAUUUUGUAAUCAAUUUGUCAUUAUCGAAAAUGCAUACCCUUAAAAAUUAUGGAACGCAGUAAGACACUUUAUGAGCAAUAGCACCGAUGUUUAUUUUGAUAUUUUUUAUGAUUUAACACGGAAAUAAAUAAUAAUAGUCGAACCCAUAA
Molecule: messenger RNA, 1851 nt
Organism: Folsomia candida
Lineage: Eukaryota; Metazoa; Arthropoda; Collembola; Entomobryomorpha; Isotomidae
Product: putative glycerol-3-phosphate transporter 1
Exons: 15
Coding region: 147-1445 (432 amino acids)
Biological process (GO): transmembrane transport
Cellular component (GO): membrane
Molecular function (GO): transmembrane transporter activity
Source: RefSeq, a predicted model, not a curated record